This is a messenger RNA of Stylophora pistillata, 1387 nucleotides long. RefSeq lists its product as uncharacterized. The record is from RefSeq and is a predicted model, not a curated record. Lineage: Eukaryota; Metazoa; Cnidaria; Anthozoa; Scleractinia; Pocilloporidae. Gene Ontology annotation, cellular component: nucleus. Gene Ontology annotation, molecular function: RNA polymerase II cis-regulatory region sequence-specific DNA binding; DNA-binding transcription factor activity, RNA polymerase II-specific. Gene Ontology annotation, biological process: regulation of transcription by RNA polymerase II; cell differentiation.
GGUCCACUCGAUAAGGUCCCGCCCUAAUUUCCUUUAUUUUGCCACACGCAAAAGCUAAACAGGACAGCUUGCUCGAAUUAGAGAUAUCUUCUGCGUCUUGUAUACAACGCAAGAACUAUGGCUCAGCUAGGUUCAAGGCAAAUCAUUACUUUCUCCAUUGACGGUAUCCUAAGCUCUGGUAAUGAAGAGCAAAAUCUUAGAAGAGGCUCGGUGGAUUAUCGAGAAGACAUCAUAAAAACGGAAACAUUUCCAUCUACUGAGAAGUCAACAGCACAUGUCGAAAUCGACGCGGCAAGAACGAACGACAAUAGCCCUGAUUAUAAGUUGGAUAAACAUUGUGAAUCCGGGAUUAAAGAAAAAGAAGGUGAUACGGAUUCCCCAGCUACCACCAAGAUGAAAGCGUCAAAUAAGAAGAAGAGACGCGUCUUAUUUUCAAAGGCUCAAGUAUACCAAUUAGAAAGCAGAUUUCGCGUUCAAAAGUACCUUUCAGCUGUUGAAAGAGAUCAGUUAGCAAGGAUGAUCAACCUGACGCCUUCACAGGUGAAAAUUUGGUUUCAGAACCACCGAUAUAAGAGUCGUCAACAAAUUAAGCAUGAUGGACAGUUCGAGGACGAUCCCAAGGUUCCAUGCGGGGGACACUACCAUCCCGCAGAGGUUCCUUGCUUACAACCAUGCCCUUAUUACGAGCCUCGGGACACAAUCAAUUCAUUCUCCUCGGCUUUUAUGCCUUGGUCUUCAGUAUGUCCAGCCUCUUCACUGGCUCCAGUUAACACUUUCUCGUUCUCAUCACCUCCCACUCAACAUUUUGUACGCUAUCCCUCGUGCCAAUAUGAAAGCCAAAGACAAUCGCUGUAUCCUCCAGUUUUUUAUUAAUUUCACCUUGUUCGGACACUCCACGAGAAAAUUCGCAGUUUACGAAACCGCCCUGCGUCAUUUGGAGGACAGAAUUCAUCCAUUCUAGAGUUAUUUUGCUUGAAUUGCUCUUUUUUAGACCAUUCAAUCAUCUUUUUAAUCACUCUACGUUAACUCAAGGCCAUAACUUUUCGAGAACGUUUAUGAAAUAUUGUUGCGUUUUACAAGUAUAAUGUUUAGCUUUGCAUUAACAAGUCUAAAAUGUCAAGGAAAAAUACCAUGCGCCUCUCUCUCGCAAUGUUGAGUUACCAUCUUAAAAUUUACUGUGAUAUAACUCUCAUCUCGUUUUAUUUUUGGAAGCUAAAACCUUUUUUGGAAACAUGGGGUUGUACUCAACUCUAUUUUAUUCUCGUUUCAUUUAUAAUGAUCCGAUGAACAAAGCUUGUUACGCAACUUCGCUUGAAGGAGAUUCUUUUUUUUCUUAUGAAGAAUGUACAUACUACUAGCUACUCUGUAAAUAAAGACUGAAAAGAAU